Saitoella complicata NRRL Y-17804 is the source of this 1494-nucleotide messenger RNA. RefSeq names its product dynactin p62. Gene Ontology annotation, cellular component: dynactin complex. Bases 1 to 1494 code for a protein of 497 amino acids. The transcript is spliced from 2 exons. The record is from RefSeq and is a predicted model, not a curated record. NCBI's taxonomy places the organism in Eukaryota, Fungi, Ascomycota, Saitoellomycetes, Saitoellales, Saitoellaceae.
AUGGGCUCCGCAUUCUUGCACAUCCAUUGCCCUUGCGCGGACUCAAUCACCACCAUCCCCCCUUUACCGCCGUCCUCCUCCACAGCAUCCGCACACCCCGACACAUCCACUCACCCCCCGGGGCCUCCAUCUCUCGCCGCCGCCGCCGCCGAAGCCGAAGAAGAAGUGGAAGAUUCGCUCUGGGAUCCCAAAGCCCCUCGAAGCCAAUUCAACACAUUUCCUUUAUCCAAUUUAUAUUUCUGUGAGGAGUGCCAGAGUAUACGAUGUCCGAGAUGUGUUCAGGAAGAAGUCGUGUGUUGGUUUUGUCCGUGGUGUAUGUUUGAGGUGCCGGCUACUAACGUCCGGAGUGAUCAUAAUCGGUGCGCCCGAAAUUGUCUGGAAUGCCCACGAUGUAGCGCACCGCUCUCCCUGCACCCCCUCCCUACCACCACUACUCCCUCAGACCCAGCAACUGGAGGCCACCUGGUGUGCGACAACUGCGACUACACCUCCUCCUCCUCCCACGCCAUCACCUUCCCAAAACCAACCCAACUUGUCCACCAACUCCACAAACUCCAUCCCACACCCCCUGAAACCCGAUUCGACGAGCUGCGCAAACACUGGAUGUUGAAGGAAGCUAGUUCGGGAAGGGACGAGAAAGUUAGGAUGGGGAUGGAGAGGUUGAUGGGGGUGUAUGCGGCUCGGUUGGGCGGUGGGGUUGUAGGGAGGGCUACGGCGAGGAUACGGAGUGGGAGUGUGGAUGUUGGUGAGGGGAGGAGUGGACUAACCCCGCCCUCUACCGCUGUACCGGAGGUUGAGGCUGCACGUUAUGUCGACACAGCCACCGAGUCCUCCCAUCUCGAAGCUCUACAGCGGAUGCGAACGCUGGAUACCCACGACACGCUUCCAGGGCAAGAGCUCCGACCACAACCGCCGUUGUUGAGGACGAAGCGCGCGAAGAGGUGCCGAGAAUGCCGUCACAUCCUCGUCAGACCCGAAUCCAAACCCGUCAGCAUCCGCUGGCGAAUGGGCCUCUUCGCUAUGAACUACGUUCCCUCCAUCUCCAUCUCCCCCCUCUCCUCUUCCUCCAGCACGAAGAGGUUUCUGUUGAAAGUCACCAACCCCCUCUUCGACCCCAUCCAAAUCUUCCUCGCUACGCCCUCGACGACACACUCCGGCGGCCAGGUGACGCUGACUUGCCCAGAAUUCACGGUGGGGGCGAAUGAGGAUGUCGUGUUGCCUUCACUUAGUGAUCUGAGAGUUGGGAGUGGGAGCAAGCGGGAGGAGGGCGAGGAGGAGAAGAGGGGGAGGAGCGAGGGGGGUGGGGUUUGGGAUGAGGGGAUGAAUUGGGGGAGGGUUUUGGUGGAGAUGAGCGCAAUGGUCGGUCAGGAGUUGGAGGGAGAGGGAGCGGGAGUGGAAUUGCCGUUUUUUGUGAGAGUUAGGUAUGCUACGGAGGAGGGGAAGGAGAAAGAGAAGGAGAGGGAGUUGGGGUUUUGGGCGGUUGUUGGGUGUUAA